ACCCAUGAAUGCUUCUCUUCUUCCAUCGCGACACCCUUGAAUGCGCUCUUUGACGCCCUCUGCGCAUCCUUGAUUACUGCCCACCAUGCUCGCCAUCAAACUCCUUCUCGCCUUCCUCCUUCCCCUCGUCGCCGCGCUGAAGUUCGACAUCCAAGCACACCCCGGCCACGAGUCCAAGGAAAAGGAGCGAUGCAUUCGCAACUGGGUGCAACGGGAUCAAUUGGUCGUCGUCACGGCUAAAGUGAGCGGCUCAAAAGGCGACGGCCAGCAACUGAACGCAAGAAUCCUCGACCACACAGACAACUACUACGGCCGACCACGCGACAUCAACGGCGAGAAUCGCUACGCCUUCACCUCUCACGCCGAAGGCCCCUUUGACGUCUGCUUCGAGAACAUCCUCGUCGGCUCGCACCUCCGCGACCCCUACCGCAGCAUCGAGCUCGACAUCGACAUUGGCGCCGAUGCGAAAGACUGGACCGCCGUUCAGGCCAAUGAGAAGCUGAAGCCAAUGGAGGCGGAGCUGCGGCGCCUUGCGGAAAUUGCGUCCGAGGUGUCGGAGGAGUUGGAGUAUCUGCGCACACGAGAGAUGAAGCUGCGAGACACGAAUGAGAGCACCAACGAGCGGGUCAAGUGGUUUGCCUUGGGCACAAUGGGCAUGCUCGUUUCGCUUGGAGUGUGGCAGGUGGUGUAUCUCCGGGCCUACUUCAGGAGCAAGCAUUUGAUUUGAGCAAGGCCCGAGGCUGAGCUGGUCUCUGGAGCCUGUGGGAAAAGUGUUUGGGAGAUGCGCACAGCAUGUUUGGCGUUUACAGCGGAAGCGAUGUCAGAGAUAGACGAAGACGACGAAUGUGGUCACGGAUGAAGCAUGCUUUGGACAGCACAGCAUACAUACAGCCAAGCAGCAUCGAAGCUCGCUCAAACACUGCGCGUUUCUCUUCAGUGUCGCUCAAGGAGACUUGAACGUGUUAUUGAGAGACAUCAAGACGAUCCGUGGACACAUAGGCAAGUAAAGAAGAGGCAAUGUUGAUUAGGUCAUUAUGAACGGUAGGUGCGCAUCAAUAGGGAACUCUUU
Neohortaea acidophila is the source of this 1069-nucleotide messenger RNA. RefSeq names its product emp24/gp25L/p24 family/GOLD-domain-containing protein. The record is from RefSeq and is a predicted model, not a curated record. Gene Ontology annotation, cellular component: Golgi apparatus; endoplasmic reticulum; endoplasmic reticulum-Golgi intermediate compartment. The transcript has 2 exons. Gene Ontology annotation, biological process: endoplasmic reticulum to Golgi vesicle-mediated transport; intracellular protein transport; Golgi organization. NCBI's taxonomy places the organism in Eukaryota, Fungi, Ascomycota, Dothideomycetes, Mycosphaerellales, Teratosphaeriaceae. The coding region runs from base 86 to 727 and encodes 213 amino acids.